Molecule: messenger RNA, 1129 nt
Organism: Branchiostoma floridae (Florida lancelet)
Lineage: Eukaryota; Metazoa; Chordata; Leptocardii; Amphioxiformes; Branchiostomatidae
Product: peptidoglycan-recognition protein SC2-like
Biological process (GO): peptidoglycan catabolic process
Molecular function (GO): zinc ion binding; N-acetylmuramoyl-L-alanine amidase activity
Source: RefSeq, a predicted model, not a curated record
GCCGUCUGUACGUGUCGUACGUGGUUACAGACCUUGGUUUACUUCACGGCUGGACUCUGACAGGGAAACAUGCGGGCUCUACUCAUCCUCGCUGCACUCGGGCUGGUCGGGCCGGCUUACGGUCUGGACGACAGUGGGUGCGCGGCACUAGGCGGCACAUGCACAGACUACCGCUACACCACCUGUAAGGCUGGUUACGUCACCAGCAAGUGUGCCGGGGACGCUAACAGACGCUGCUGUCUCAACUGCGACGCCACGUGUGUGGCCCUGGACGCUAGCUAUGCCUCCAGUGACGGCGCGUGUUCUGCGUCAGGUGGAACCUGUAAGGUGACGUCCAACUACUGCUCGGGAUCUUACGUCAGCGGGAAGUGUGGCGGGCCGGCCGACAGGAAGUGCUGCGUGCCGUCUUCUGGCGGCCUCAGUAACGGAGUUCCCCUGGCGGACUACGCUGGGCUGAUAUCGGGUAUAACUUCCUGAUUGGAGAGGACGGCCGUGUGUACGAGGGUCGCGGGUUCGACCGGCAAGGCGGCCACACGCAGGGCUACAACAGCGUCGCCAUCGCCGUGAGCUUCGUCGGGGACUACAUGACCCGCCUCCCGAACCAGGCCGCUCUGGACGCCGCUAAGGCCAUCAUCGCUUGUGGCGUGCAGCUGGGUAAGGUGACGUCAGGGUACCGGCUGCAGGGUCACCGUGACGUCGGCAGUACGUCAUGUCCGGGAGACACCCUGUACUCCCACAUCCGGUCCUGGGCGCACUACAGCUGAGAACCAAGCAGAUGUGCGGGACAGGGCGUGCAAACUUAGCCUCUCUAACAUGGCUCUACGGAUCGGGCUUAUUUCCAUUUACAAUGAGCUCUUUCGUGUUGUAUAUCAUUUAUGGUUGUACGAAAAGAAACAGCUCACAAAAAGCAUAAAAUGAGUACUAUCAUAACUGUUACUAUUACAUAACCGGAAAAAAACAAAUCAUAAACAAAAAAAGCCCGACUAAGCACGCUCAGGAGGCCGAUAACUUGUGCUACCUGCCCUGUUUUCGCUUUGCCAUCUUCUGAACAUAAGGUUGGCCCAUUGUAUUGAAGAAUGUCGGUUUAGAGACUUAAAACUAGUUCCAAAAUAAACGGGAAUAAAUUCAA